UGUUCCAGAAUCAAUUCAACUGCCGAUCUAUACGAUAAAUUUAUAAAUGAUUCCUGGGCAAAAAUUUUGACAAUCGCUCUCUUAGUAAUUAUUGGAAUAUUACUUAUUUUAAUAGUGAUUCUUAGUUACUUUGUCAACAAAUUUAGAUGUCGCCCACUUAUAAAAAAACGUUUUGUCAUCAGUAAAAAAGGUAUAACCCCAUUAACAUCAAGACCUCGAUUGUCGAGUGAUCAAUGUGAAAUAAUGAUUGAGGAUUGUUGUAACAUGAAUAUUUGCGAAACUCCUUGUUAUGAACCCAAAGCUAAGAAUCAGGAUCUGAAAGAAAAAAAAGUGAAAGGAAGAUUUCAUUGC
Messenger RNA from Cotesia congregata, 351 nucleotides. Lineage: Eukaryota; Metazoa; Arthropoda; Insecta; Hymenoptera; Braconidae. The record is from the annotation of a GenBank genome assembly.